This is a messenger RNA of Symbiodinium sp. CCMP2456, 2520 nucleotides long. The record is from the annotation of a GenBank genome assembly. NCBI's taxonomy places the organism in Eukaryota, Dinophyceae, Suessiales, Symbiodiniaceae.
AUGCAGGGUUUGCCAGCGAUGGCGACCACAGCCCCCAGCCGCCCCACUGCAGAUGACCACAUCUUGGUCAGCAGAAGCUGGGACGACCUCCUAAGCUCUCAGCAGCUGUUGGUUGAGAGCACCCUUGCGUUCAACAAGGCCAUGGUCCAGAAGUUUGCGGCCGAUCGCUUGACGCCUCCACUACCCCGACAGGGAGUUUCGGACGUCGCAUGGUUGCCCCACUGCUGUGGCAGCUUUCCGGGCGAGUUGCUACACCAUCAGGUGGUCGAAGAGAAGGAUCGGAAGCGUAAUGACACUGAGGAGGAGCCCCUGGCUCCCUUUACUGUGGUGUCAACCUCUCCUUUGCGACAGCCCCUACUACCAGGCCGGGCGACUUCCUCUUCGUCGAAAGGGCGCCUCGCCGGCAUUCAGCGUGUCGCCUUCGGGCAGCUGGAUGAGGAGACUAGCAGCCUGCAGGCGUUGCAGGGCAGGGAAAUGGUUCCGGACUCUGACGAUGACUCGUACCGUACUGCAACCAACAGGAGCAAGCACAGCCAGAAAGUCUUCACCCUGAAUGCCGAGGUAGCAGUGUCGAAGCAUUCAUCCUUCCGACCUAGGCACGCCCGCCGGGAGGUUCGCCGCAAAGACGUUAACCGCAACUCCAGAGUCCAGCAGGCCCAAGUCCUAAUCAAAGUCCCUUUGCCCCCACCCGCCAUGGGUGCGUCUGCCGGCUACGGGCAAGUGGUGCAUGACGGCAUAUGUGCCAUGCACAAGCUGGGCAUUCAGGUUUCGCCCUCGCCCGACAUGAUGGCGAUCAUGGACGCAAAAGACACACUGUGCCAGGUGGCUAUAUUGAGCAUUUGUUCGGAGGACAUGCUCGUAUACUACACGGCAGAUGAGUUUGCGACUGGCUUCAAGAAGAGGCCGGCUUUUCAGCUGCGCGGCAUCAGACAGAACAGAGGCUCGUCAUGCGAGGGCAUCUGGAUCACCAAACGGCAACCUGGCAGCUCGUGCCCUUCACCCGAUGUGAGGCCGUUUGUGGGUUCGAAGGACAUGCUGUGCAGGGUGGCCAUAUUGAACAUAGGUUGGGAGGACACGCUCGCACACAAGACAAUGGAGGAGUCUGCGAUUGGCUUCACGAAGUCGCUGGCUUUCCAGCGGCACGGCGUCAAGCACAGCAGAGGCUCGUCAGGUGAGGGCAUCUGGACCGCCGAACGGUUCGGAGGACACACUCGCACACUUCGCCGUGGCCGCUGGCUUCAAGAAGAUGCUGGCUUUCCAACCGUGCGGCAUCAAGCAGAGCCGAGGCGAGGCGUCUGGAUUAUCAAGCGGAACUGGGCAAUCACUGCAAGUCUUACAGAGGGGGUGAUGCACAGACGACAAGGUCUAAUGGCCUUCAUGCUGUUGUUGAGAAUGAUGUCCCGAUAUCACCUCGUUGAAGGAAGACCCUGCACUUCUGAGUUCCGAUAUGUGGAUCGUAGGCAUCGUCCAUGUGCCAUCUUUGAUUUUGUUGUGGGGAUGGGACAGCUUUUCCGCUUGCUGGUUACAUCCCACCCCUGCCGGAUAGCGGUGGACACGGACUUGAACAAGUCAAAGUCUGUGUGGGAGGCACCUUAUGUCUUUCUGCUUGCCGAAAACUUCUUCUGCUUCGUCUUCACCAUGGAGCUUAUCAUCUGCCUGGGUUCUUUUCAAAGUGCUUCGCAAGCUUGCGAAGGCUGGUUUCUUUUUGAUUCGUCCCUGACCAUCAUGAUGAUUUGGGACACCUGGGUGUCGUUUCUCGUCGAGAAGAUCUCCGGGCACAACGUAAUCAGCUCGCAGGUUCGGAGCUUCACGAUCUUGCGGGUGCUUCGCAUCCUGAGGAUAGCGCGAGUGGCACGGGCUGCACGGAUUAUCAAUUCCCUUCCCGAGCUGCGUGUUCUGGUGAAGGGCAUGGUGAUUGCUAUGCGCUCGACUUGCACUAUCCUGGCUUUACUGCUUAUCGUGGUUUAUAUCUUUGCUAUUCUGUUCGUGCAGCUGCUGGCAGACAGCCAAGUUGGACAAGGAUGGUUUGAGAAUGUUCCUCAGGCCAUGAAUUUCCUCCUGCUGCAGACAUUGGCAGGGGCCGAUGUAAUUGUCAUCAACAAGCUCCUCGCAGCAGGCUGGACCUACUACCUGCUGUACCUGGCCUUUGUGUUCAUGGGCUCUCUGACAUUGAUGAACAUGCUCAUCGGAGUCCUCUGCGAAGUGGUUGGUGUUGUUGCUCAGAUUGAGGAAGAGCGAGCCUUUCACGACGAAGCACAGUUGUACAUCGCCAACUUUGUCAAUGUGCUGGACAUUGAUGGAGACCAGAAGCUGUCGAAACUCGAGUUUCUGCAGCUUAUGGAGCGGGAUCCAGACCUGCACCACGUCUGCAUCAAAGCUUGCCGUUAUUCGGCUCCAGUACCGACGGAGAGACGACGCUUGCGUUCUGGUUCGCUGCUUGCAUCAUGGAUCAUUGUGACAACUUCUGGUUGGACCUUGGUCGAGCUUAGCACAGGCAGUGUACUGGUGAGACGCAUCUGA